Drosophila rhopaloa is the source of this 4236-nucleotide messenger RNA. RefSeq lists its product as uncharacterized. Gene Ontology annotation, cellular component: extracellular matrix. The transcript is spliced from 7 exons. Gene Ontology annotation, molecular function: protein binding. Lineage: Eukaryota; Metazoa; Arthropoda; Insecta; Diptera; Drosophilidae. The coding region runs from base 187 to 3348 and encodes 1053 amino acids. The record is from RefSeq and is a predicted model, not a curated record.
GUUGCACUGAACCCUCAGUUGAGUUUCGAACUUCAACAGGAGUUGAAUACGCGCUAGAGUAGAAAGCGAUCUUACGAGUCAACCGGAUCGCGAUCAAAUAUCAAAUUCUUGGAUUACCACCACACUUCACUUAGUGACCAGUUGUCUGCAAGCAGACCGCUUAUAAGUUUGCCCAUCUACCGAAGAAUGGGUCGCAAGUCGACUUGCAGGCUGGUCCUGCUGUUGGCCUUCAGCCUGGCUCUAAUCCACGCCAGCCACUCAUACCCCGAGAGCCAAAAGAUCAAGUACGUCCACGAUGAUCUGACGGAAAACGAGCUGGACUCCGGCGAGGAUGUGAGUCCCGCCGAGAGCCUGCCCAAAAUCUCCACGCCCAAGGCUAAGGAACUAACCGUGGAGACGACCACCAAGAGCGCGGAUACCACGACCACGUCCUCGGACACCGAAAGGUCCCUCAGCGCCGAGGCCAUCAAGGACCUGUUGGAGGCGGCCAAGCACAGCCAAGCGCUGAUCGAGGAUCCGCACUUCAACCAGAUGAUCAACGCCACGUCCACGUCUAAGGCAAAGAACUCCACCGACGUUGGGGAUAACUACGAUGACUACUCCUACGACGAGGAUGACUACGACUAUUCCAACGAGGACAAGGAGACGACCACCUCCAGUCCCAAAAAGAGCAAGGCCAAGCCCAAGCUGCAGCCCAUCGUGGACACAGCCUCAUCGAAGCCUAAGGGCAAGACCAGCGAUCAAAAGACCAAGGAAAAGACUAACGACAUCGACAGCGACUCUCAAUACGAGUACGACGACGAUUUGGAUGAGGACAAUGAUGAUGAUGAGGAGGACGAUGCUUCUGACGAUCUUUUGACCGACGAUGAGCAGGUUGAGUUCAGCGAGAACGUGCCCUGCCCGCGAUUCUGUACUUGCGCCCGAAAUGUCAACAACUACCUGGUUGCCACCUGCAGAAGACUCGACGUGGGCACCCAGAGGUUUGGCUCGGACAUCACGGACCUGGUGGUGACCAAUGUGGGUCCCAAAUACCCCAUCCUGAUGGGCCCCAAAUUCUUCUCGAACCUUGGCCUCAAGAACGUGGCUUCGAUCAAGAUUGCCAACUGCACCUUGGAGUACUUGCACGCAGAGGCCUUCCACGGGCUGAACGAGCUGUAUGCGGUUAACUUGACGGAUGUGGGCUUGGCCAUCAUCAAUCCGGAUACCUUUGUUACGAACAAGAAGUUGCGCAUGCUGACCAUCUCGGGUAACGACCUAAGCGUAAUGUCCGCCGUUCGCUAUAUUUUGAAGUCUUCCAGCAUCGAGGAGCUGGACAUCUCGCGCAACAACCUCAUCGAGCUGCACCCCAAGGCCUUCUCCCAGCUCUCCAAUAUCGUUUACAUCAACCUGAGCCAAAACAGCCUGAAGAAGGUGCCCGAGAAGGCGUUUGAGAACAUUACAAUGCUGGAGGAAUUGGACCUGUCCUACAACUCACUGACUGAACUGCCCCGCGAUAUCUUCAAUGGCACCUCUCUGUCCAUUCUGCACCUGAAGUACAAUACCUUCAAUGGCGACCUGCACUUUGGCACCAAGGAUCUGCAGCAGGUGGAUCUGAGCUUCAACGCGAUUGUCCAGGUGCACCACACCAUGUUCGACAAGAUGCCCGGCCUGACCAGCCUGAACCUCAAGGGCAACGGCAUCAAAAAGAUUCAGCCGGACUCCUUCCUCACGCUGAAGAGUCUGCGGCACAUCGAUCUGUCGAUCAACGAACUGGACCAGAUCUCGGGAAUGAUGUUCUUCAAGAACUCCGAGCUGGACGUCAUCCGCUUGAACGAUAAUCCUCGUCUAAACCAGCUGCCCACCGAUGGCUUCCUGAGCUACAGCGGCGAGUUCACUGUGUACUACCUGGACCUUUCCAACUGUGCCAUCGGUGCACUGGGCCACAAGGCCUUCGCCACCAUGCCCCAUCUGACCACCUUGAAGUUGGCCUGGAACAAUAUCAACCACCUGCCCCGUGAGAUUUUCACAGGACUUACCAAGCUGAUUGAUUUGGAUCUGAGCAACAAUCUGAUUCCCCGCAUGGACGAUCUGAUCUUCGAGGACAAUGGAGAGCUGACCAAGCUCAGCCUGGCCGGCAACCCCAUCAGCCGCUUGUCCGUGCGCCUCUUCGAGCCACUGCAUCAACUGCGUUCCCUGGACGUCAAUGACUGCGAACUGACCGCCCUGCUCUCCGAUCGCCAAGCAAACAUGGUUUACAAGAUCUUCGACAGCCUGCGCAGCUUCAACGCCUCUGGAAACCUGAUCAAGAAGAUCUCCUCGGAGGAUGUGAAGAGCUUCAAGAACCUGCGCUCCCUGGAUAUCACCAACAAUCCUCUGAAGUGCACCCGCGAUUUCCAGGACUUCAUCAGCUACGUCACUCUGCAGAUGCAGAUGACUCCCAAGCGCAUGCCCGUGCUGGCCAAUCUGGAGGACGAUGCCACCAUCGUGGAGCUGGAGACGCAGGCGCAGGCCGGAUGGGCGACUCUGGCUCACCAGGUGUGCAAGCACGAAGAGGGAUCAGAUCUGCUGGAUGAGAAGAAGGCCGACAGCGCCGAGGCCAAGCUGGAGAAGCGUCUGAAGGAGAGCGAGAAGAAGCUGGACGAGGACGAGGAGAAGCUGCUGAGUGUCCUGGACAAGAGUGUGCUGGACAAGAGCCGUCUGAGUAGCAUGCAGAAGAUCAUGAAGGGAUCGGUCAACGCCGAAACCCAGAAGCCAGAGGAGGACAGUGCCGAGGAGACCAUUAACAAUGGCGGCGAGGAUAAGGAUGACGACGUUAGCGACUAUGACAGCGAGGAGGACGAUGACGAUGAUGACGAGGACGACGACGACGAUGAGAGGUUCGAGGAGGAAAGGAAGAAGGGCAAGGCCAAGAGCGAGUCGGACAAGGCCUUUGACACGUUUGUGAACAAGGAACUGAAGCCCCUGCUUAAGGAUGAAGGCGUCAAGGCGGAGGAGGUGGAUAUGUCCGAGGAGACGAACGACAGGUUCCUGUUGGAUAAACUUGGCUUUGUCAGCGAAAGCGGGGAAUCGGAUGAGUUCACUGAGAAGGUGAUCUUCCACGGCCGACUGUCCUACGACACGGUGGUCCCACUGAUCAUCGUGUCCUUCUGCCUGCUGAUCAUCGUGCUGUCCAUCGCCCGGGUGAUCUACGUGGUGCUCCGGAAGCGUGGCGAGCGUUACCGCAUGGCCCUGCUGGCAUCGAAGAACUCGUUCGUGUACCAAAAGCUGAGCGAGGACAUCGUGAAGCCCACCACCAGCAAGGACCAGAAACAGCCCAAGCAUCUGAAGCAGCCCAAGGUGCACCGGUACGCGCCCAUCAACCAGGUCUAAGUCCACCUGGAAUCAGCAGUUCCGGGCCGGACUUCGCGGAAGUCGAACGAGUUGCGCUGUUUUUCUAAUUUAUAAGUUUAUUGAUAGUUGAACAAGUGGAAAUCGCAUCAGACAAUUGACUACACACAAGCACAAGAAUGAAAAGAAACAGGAGGGGGAACUCGUCGAGGAGCAGCAGUUGGCAGUUAAAAGUAUUAGCGAAAGUGCGAGGAAACAAAGCAACAACUGAGAAAUACUUGAAUCCAAAUAAGAGAGAGAAGAAAUCGUAACAGCAAAUUCCUUUAUCCCUGAAAUAGCCUAUCCCGCCUAGUCCUGUUGCAACCAGUCAAAAGGUAAUUGGCAACAGCAGAGGGGGGGUUUAGAAAAAGCGUUUGAUUAGCAACCGUUUCGAGAGCAACGGACUUGCCACUGAUCGAACCAGUGCCUUAUAACCCACAUCCAAUAUAUCCAUACUUAUGAGAAUUUCGGGAACAACUUGAAGAUUUAGUGCCAUUUUGCCAAAAUUCAAACCGAGCGAAAAUUAUUAAACAACAUUAGUGUUUCUAAAACUGAGUGUCAGUCAGGAACGAGAAACGAGGAGCAAAGAGCAGAAAGUAGCGAGGGUCUGUGUAGCAAAGAAUAGGAAGACUCCCUAAAAUAACGUCUGAUUUUUAAUCUGAUCAAGAGAUGAGCGAAAUAAUUAAUGCAUAAACUAUGUUAAGUCUUUUUUAUUACCUUUUUUCCAAUCGAAGUCAAGCAACCGCUUGACUUUUUCGACUUUGAAACCAAUUCCGAAAACAAUAAAUUAUUUUAACCAAACCGAUGGUAAUCUUUACAAUGCAUACUUAAUAGACAUACAUACGUACUUUUAACAAUAACAUGCCUUUCAAUAAAAUUGAAUAUAUUUUA